Messenger RNA from Sodiomyces alkalinus F11, 1947 nucleotides. RefSeq names its product GMP synthase. The record is from RefSeq and is a predicted model, not a curated record. Lineage: Eukaryota; Fungi; Ascomycota; Sordariomycetes; Glomerellales; Plectosphaerellaceae. The transcript is spliced from 18 exons. Gene Ontology annotation, biological process: GMP biosynthetic process. Bases 193 to 1824 code for a protein of 543 amino acids. Gene Ontology annotation, molecular function: GMP synthase activity; GMP synthase (glutamine-hydrolyzing) activity; ATP binding. Gene Ontology annotation, cellular component: cytosol.
CUGUACGUACAGUAUUAGCCCCAGUUGGCAUAGUGCUACAUUUGGUUAGAAAAUUUUAUUUUCCUUGUCAGUCACUUUUAUCAGACAGAUUGGACUCGCUGAAGGGAUCAGAAUUAUCGCUCAUCAAACAACACUUCAAUUUUAUACCAGACCUACUCUUAAAUAACGUCUCACCGAGUUAUUCCUGGCACCAUGAGUGACACCGUUGAAGCGGCUGCGCCGCACAGCGCCUUUGACACAAUCCUGGUGCUCGAUUUUGGGUCUCAGACAAGUCACCUUGUUGUGCGACGUCUAAGAUCUUUCAAUGUAUACUGCGAGAUGCUCAGUUGUACCACGAAGCUUGCGGAGCUUACUUGGAAGCCAGUUGGCAUCAUUUUGAGUGGAGGCCCAUCUUCUGUCUAUGAUGAAGGAGCUCCUCACGUCGAUCCCGCAAUCUUCGAUCUGGGGGUCCCCAUCCUGGGAAUCUGCUAUGGCUGUCAAGAAAUUGCCUGGCGUAUCAACGACAAGAACGUCGCUCGCGGCGAUGCGCGAGAGUAUGGCGAGACGGACCUUUCCAUCCACAAAGUCGGGGGCGAUCCCGACCGCCUUUUCGAGGGUCUGGGAGACUGCCUGCACGUUUUCAUGAGUCACUUCGACAAGCUCGUUCGUCUGCCCGAGGGAUUUGUGAAAAUUGCCUCGACGAAGAACGCCGAGUUCGCCGGAAUUGCCCACGAGUCGAAACCCAUUUUCGGUAUCCAGCUCCACCCUGAGAUCUCCCACACCGCACGGGGCACUGACAUUCUCCGCAACUUUGCCGUCAAUAUCUGCAAGGCUCGUGCCGACUGGGAGAUGGAGAACUUCACCGAAAAGGAGGUCAACAGGAUCCGCAAGCUUGUUGGAGACAAGGCCCAAGUUAUUGGAGCCGUCUCUGGAGGUGUUGAUAGUACCGUGGCGGCUAAGCUCCUGAAAGAAGCUAUCGGCGACCGAUUCCACGCCAUCCUUGUGGAUACUGGUUUGAUGCGUCUCAACGAAUGCGAACAAGUCAAGGAAACGCUGCAGGAGCAUCUCGGUAUCAACCUGACGAUUGUGGAUGGGUCUGAGCUCUUCUUGGGUCGUCUUGCCGGAGUCGUCGAACCCGAGGCCAAGCGCAAGAUCAUCGGCGGAACUUUCAUUGAUCUCUUCGAGAUUGAGGCACUUCGGAUCGAGAAAGGCGCCGAGAAUACACCCCUUGCUGGCAAGGUGGAAUGGUUCCUUCAGGGCACCUUAUAUGCCGACAUCAUUGAGAGCCUCAGCUUCAGAGGGCCGUCAGCUACCAUCAAGUCCCACCACAACGCCGGAGGUCUCCCGGCUCGAAUGCAGAAUGGCGAGGCGCAACUCAAGUUGCUUGAGCCCCUUCGCGAGCUGUUCAAGGACGAGGUGAGGAGUUUUGGUCGCCAACUCGGUAUCCAUGAAGAUCUGGUCAUGAGACAUCCCUUCCCUGGACCAGGUAUUGGUAUCCGGAUCAUCGGCGAGAUCACUCCCGAGAGAGUCGAGAUCGUGAGAAGGGCCGACCACAUUUUCAUCUCAAUGAUCAAAGAAGCUGGUCUUUACCAAGAGGUCACGCAAGCCUACGCUGCGCUUGACACGAACAGAGCCGUGGGAGUGCAGGGUGAUUCCCGGGUUUACGGGUAUAUCUGCAUCCUCAGAGCCGUGACCAGCUUGGACAUGAUGAGCGCCGAGCCGUACGAGUUCUCGUGGACUCUGCUGAAGGCUAUAAGCAGACGCAUUGUCAACGAAGUCGAUGGCAUUGCGAGAGUUGUUUACGAUACAACAUCGAAGCCCCCGGGUACCAUCGAGCUAGAGUGAUUGAUUUCUGAGUUCAAAAAUAGACUUGAUUUGUAGACACUGUGCAAGCUACAACUUGUUGCUCGUGAUGACACCGAGGAGACCUCCCAGGGAGCGGCAUAGAUACUCACACUAUAACAACUU